AUGACUUCACGACAAUUGUCUGUUACAUAUUGCUUAUCCCCACAGCAGUCUCAGUCAAACAAAAAUGCUCAUAUUUUACCAAUUACUAAGAUUUUAAACCCUGUUUUAUCAAAUGAUUAUUUCUUAACCAUAUCAAGAGAUGGUUCCAUUAUAUUACAUCCCAAUGAUCAACAUACCCCAAAAUUAAGAUUACAGAUUCAUUCUGAUUGGAUUAGCGACGUUGUGGAGAUUAAUCAACAUGAAUAUGUUACUGUAAGCCAUGAUUUUGCUAUAAUCUUAGUUAAAGUCGAAAAUUCUGAUAAUCAGUGGAAAUAUUCCACUAAAAUUAUAGGAUAUCAUAACGAUUAUAUUAAAUCUGUCUGCUUACUCAAUGACAAUUACAUAAUAACCUCAGGGUUAGAUUCCUCUAUAAAAAUUUGGGAAAUUAAGGAUAGUAGUAGUGGUAAAAUAGAAUUCAAAACAAGUAUUACAAAUAGUGGUAUUUCAAAUUAUGCCAUGGCUAUUCUGAAUCCAAAUAAGUUCAUAAUUGGCGAUUCAAAUGGUGAUCUAGUUUAUUAUGAAUUUCAACAGCAGGAAAAUAUCAUAGUGGAAAUUAAAAGGAUUAGGAAUGCUCAUGAUACAAAUAUUAAAGUAAUAAAACUAAUAAAUAAUAACCAGACUCUAAUUUCAGCAUGCUCUAACGCUAUUUUGAAAAUAUGGGAUGUGCAAAAUGAUGAUUUAACGAAUAUUUUAUCACAAAAAUGGGAUUGUAAUAUCUGGUCUAUUGAUACCUUUAACGAUAACAAUGAUUUGAUAAUAGGUGAUUCAAAUGGUAACAUUUUUUCUUUGACAUACUCCAAUCAAAAAGUAGCUUUUAAUAAAAUCUUAAACUCUAAAGAAGUUUUGAAAGAACCUUUCAAAAAACAUCUUGGAAUUUUAGAUUUGAAAAUAAUCAAUAAUACAAUAUAUUUCUCGUACUGCUCAGAUUCAAAUUUGACGAAGUUGAAUCUCUCAGAUAAUUCGUUGGAAAUUGAAAAAGGUGGUGUAGCUUUAAUCAGAUCUUCUCUUUUAACAAAUAGAAGACACGUUAUCACUGAAAAUACAUUGGGAAAAAUCCAAAGAUGGGAUAUUAUAUCAUGUGAAUUGAUUAACACUUUCAAUGCAAGUGACGGGGAUUUUGAUGAAGUUGUUGUCAAAUACACUUCAAAGGAAAUAUUGGCUCAUUGGUGUUCUGUCUCAAUUAAAGUGGGCAUUUUAUUCAUAAAAAUUGGACCAAAAUUUUUAAACACUGAAGUCUAUGGUAGUGCAUUAAAUGAUUAUCAUAUUUUGAAUAAUGUAAGUAUCAAUCCAGAUAAUCGUUACAAUUUAGGUAAAAUUUUUGUCAACUCCUUUUUCAAUGAUUUUAUUGACUAUGAACUAUCAAAGGACAAACAAUUUAGAAAUAGCCUAUCUUCAUUGAAAAAAAAUGACAAUGAAAAUACAGAUUCAUUAUUCAAAGAUUCCUAUACAUCCGCCAGUUCUAGUGACAAACAUAAUAAGGAUAAACCAAAGAAAAAAUCUGCGUUUAUGAAACUCAGUUCAUCAAUUACAAUUAGUAGAACAAACACAAACGGCUCAGUAUCAAAUAGUAAAGAUCCAACUCCUUACAUAUCAGUUCCAACCACUCCCAUAGAUACUGAUGCUCCGUCGGUAACAACAGGUAAUCUUACAGCAAAUGAUGCGCCAUUAGAAUCAUCUCAAGUUCCACCAUCUUUGCAACCAAAUGAUGAAGAAACGCCACUAAUUCAGCCUUCUCCAUCAGCUAUCCCAAAACCACCAAGCUCUGGUCGCACCCUCAGCUCCGGUUCUUUGCUAAGUAGGAAAUUCAAAUCAUUAAGAAGCAGCUCAAAUAGACAACUUAAUGAAUCAUCAGAAACUACGCGGGCUGCUACUACAAGUGUAUCUGCCACGAACAACAAACCUUUCACGACCGUGGAUGAUCCUGUGUAUCAUGACGCACUACACAAUUUCUUGACAAAAGACAUAAUGCCUGAAUCAAUUACAUUCCCGAAAGAAAACGGUAAUAAUGCAAAUAUUUAUACAAUGCUGAGAUCAAAUGACGCAUCUAGAUUAAAUUCUGAAUUGACAAUGGACUUGCCCAAGAUCAAAAAGCAAGAACUCAUGCCUGAUCUAUUGCUAGAAUUCCAUGAGUCUUACAUCCAGCAAUAUAAUAAUUAUGGCUCUUCAUUGAAGCUGUUAACAAAGAAAUUACCUGAUUCUUUAAUAAAGAAAUCACCAACAUGUCCACUAUUGAAGAUCAAAUCAAAUUGUUUGAUUUUAGUCCAUUCCUGGAACGAUGAUGCUUGUGGUGGAAGAGUCAUAUUUUCAACCAUGUUGCCUCAUUCUUCAUCAGCAACCGGCUCCACACAGCUUUCUUUAUCUUCUUCUAAUUCAUCUUCUGCGUCCCCCUCAAAUUUUGGCUCAUCAACAGAAUCUCUUGAAUCAACGAGAUCUCUAUCACAAUUUGAUGUGAUCGUAAACAAGAAUAAUGAUAGGUCGGAGAUUUUUGAGAAUUUGGAAAAGCAUCUGCCAUAUUGGUUUGCUAAGAAUCUUUGUGAUGACACCAAUGUUGUCGAGGACAAGCAACCCAGGUUAAACUUUACGAUUAUGCCAUGGACCGAUCCAGAUUCUGAAGUGGCCCCAGCUGACAAUAACGCUGAUCCUAUAUCGCCACCUACAACUAGUGAAUCUACGAAUCAACAAUUCGUUCAUAUGCUGAAGUUCGGAAGAUCCAAGACAAAUGAUUCUACAUCGUAUGCUACAGAUCUACCAAAAGUGGCCGAAGCAAACACUAAAUUGGUUGCUCCAGGAAUGAUUAAAGUCAAGAAAAUUAAGAUGUACGUAAUUGAUAGGUUUGAAACCAAAACACCUGAAAUGAAGUCAAAGGUUGAUCCAAGUGAAUGGUUAGAACUACUGUGUAAAGAGCAGGUCUUAGACAACGAUAUGACUCUAAGUACUGUUAAGACUUUAUAUUGGAAAUCUACCAGUGAAAUAAUAUUACAUUACAGAAGGAAAUCAUGA
Molecule: messenger RNA, 3039 nt
Organism: Kazachstania africana CBS 2517
Lineage: Eukaryota; Fungi; Ascomycota; Saccharomycetes; Saccharomycetales; Saccharomycetaceae
Gene: DUF1
Product: Duf1p
Exons: 1
Coding region: 1-3039 (1012 amino acids)
Biological process (GO): protein deubiquitination; double-strand break repair via homologous recombination
Molecular function (GO): ubiquitin binding
Source: RefSeq, a predicted model, not a curated record